CUGAAAUAGUAAUGGAAGCUCUUGAUAAACUCAGCAUUGAGGCAGACCCAAAGUACACUAAACAACUUGACAAAGAUGAGAUCAUCAUGUUUUCAGAGAAGUGUAAAAAAAUUUAAUAGGCACGGUGUCCCCCAGGACAGGAUCCUGGUUUUGAGCACUACACAUCUGUAUGUGUUUAAAUAAGCACAAGCAGUCUAGGAAGACCCAUAUAAUCUUAUUUGACUGUGCUAUUUUAAGAGCUCCUUCUGCUGAAGAUGAUUCUCAGAGUAAUGAAAUAGUUCUGCAUUGUCCCACAGAGUUUGACCAACGGUACGCAAUCGAUGGGAGGGAUAGCUUCUUGUCCGUCUUCCAACUCCGGUUUGCCAACAUGGAUCGAAAGAAUACAUUCAGAAUCUAUGAGGUUCCCAAUGACUUGAAAAUAUAUACAAUGACUCUGAAAGAUCCUGAGGAAUUUAGAACCCCUGAGAGGGAAAUAGCAGGCUCCGAUGAAUACAAGAAGGAAGAGGAUGAUUUCUAUAACUCUGAAGAAGACGAUGAAGAGAGCAAAACUAACUCUGAAUCUGAGCCAGAGGUAGCUGAUGAAAGGAGGUCCAAAUCUAUCGUUGGAAGUGUCCCAAAUGAGAACUCCAGGACUUCAGUCAACACUAUUAAGAAGACUCUUCUUGAGAAGGAGACUAGGUUCGACCCAGAUGACCUCGUGCAGAGAGAGUCAAUGAUGGUUUUUAGAUCUGCUGCUCAACCAAAACCUCUAACUUUAGAGGAUUUUGAAAUCACUGAUUUCCUUGGCCAGGGAACCUUUGGAAAAGUAUACCUGACUAAGCUUAAAAGUACUGGGGAGAAAUAUGCUAUUAAAUGAAUAGACAGGGAUAUUCUCAUAGAAUAUGACCAGGAGGAGAAUACCAAACUUGAGGAACAGAUCCUGCUAACCUGAGACCAUGAAUUCGUCCUUGGCAUGGACUUUGUCUUCGAAAAUAUAGAAACAAUUUAUUUUGUGAUGCCAUAUGUAAAGGGAGGUGAGUUGUACAAGCAACUUAAAUAAAGUCAAGAGAUUCCCAGAAGAAGUUAUCAAAUUCUAUGCCAUCCAACUUAUCAUGGGAGUAGGCUACCUUCAUGAUAAAGGUAUCAUACAUAGAGACCUGAAGCUUGAGAAUAUUCUGAUUGAUGAAGAAGGCUACCUUAAAAUCAUCGAUUUCGGAUUGGCAAAAAUCUUAAAAAGUGAGGAGGAAACUAUGACUUUCUGAGGUACUCCUGAGUACCUAGCUCCUGAGGUGAUUGGCAACAAAGGUCACCACAGAGCAGUUGAUUGGUGGGCAGUAGGAGUCUUGAUCUACGAGAUGCUUGUAGGGGUGACACCUUUUUACAAUAGAAACCGAAACAAGAUGCUAGCCAAAAUCCAACUUGCCAAAGUAGUAUUCCCAGAUAAAUCAAAGUAUAAAAUAGAGUACAGUGAUGAAAUCAAGGAUUUUAUCUGCAUGCUACUUGUUAAAGACAAGGAUAAAAGACUAGGCACCGAACGGGAUAAAGAAGAGAUCUUCGAGCAUGAUUGGUUCAAAGAUAUUGACAUUGAUGAGAUUAUGAACAAGACUGCUAAACCUCCGUUUAAGCCCUAGAAUAAUCUGCUAGCCC
Moneuplotes crassus is the source of this 1626-nucleotide messenger RNA. Lineage: Eukaryota; Ciliophora; Spirotrichea; Euplotida; Euplotidae. The record is from the annotation of a GenBank genome assembly.